This is a messenger RNA of Pundamilia nyererei, 2570 nucleotides long. It is a transcript of the gene ndfip2, whose product is annotated as Nedd4 family interacting protein 2. Gene Ontology annotation, cellular component: Golgi apparatus; endoplasmic reticulum; perinuclear region of cytoplasm. The record is from RefSeq and is a predicted model, not a curated record. Gene Ontology annotation, biological process: metal ion transport; ubiquitin-dependent protein catabolic process; positive regulation of protein ubiquitination. The transcript has 8 exons. Gene Ontology annotation, molecular function: WW domain binding. Bases 226 to 1002 code for a protein of 258 amino acids. Lineage: Eukaryota; Metazoa; Chordata; Actinopteri; Cichliformes; Cichlidae.
ACUAGCUUGAAAGUGGGUGAAGGUUUUUACACAGAACGGUAUUUUUCUGUGAAUGCAUUGUAGGUUGUAGCCAUUUCUUUCAUCGCUCAGAAUCCGGUUCUUCAGCGUUGUGUCUGGAAUCAACAUCUCUUGCCCGUGACUCACACAUCGGAGUAAACCCAAGUCUUAUUUUUUUUUGAUAGUUCUCACCGGCUGGCUCGUUUAGCCAGCUGAACCUAGUCGAAGAUGGACCCAGCGAGCCGAUACCAAGUGUUGCACAAUGAGGACGACUCUUCGGAGGCCGGCGCCAGCGAGCCACAGCCGUGCACUUCUGCCACAGCCCAGCCCGGCACAUCCGGCCAGGACCAGAGUCAGACUCAGGUGAGCCCGACCCCAGUCCCCGCGGCAGGGGAAGCGUCGGGCGUGAGGACUCAGGGGGAGGCAGUGGACACGGCACCACCUCCAUACGCUUCCAUCGACUUGGGAGCAAAUGCUGCAGCACCACCUGAGACUAGUUUCCGCGGUGACUUCCCUGUGCCUCCACCCUACAGCGUUGCCACCUCAUUGCCCACAUACGAUGAAGCAGAGAAGGCCAAAGCAGCUGCCAUGGCUGCCUCAGCAGUGGAGGUGAUGCCACGGGAUGAUGACUUCCCUCCCAGAGACGACUUCAGUGACGCCGAUCAGCUCCGAGUGGGUAACGACGGGAUCUUCAUGUUGGCCUUUUUUAUGGCCUUCCUGUUCAACUGGAUCGGGUUCUGCCUGUCGUUCUGUCUGACCAACACCAUUGCGGGGCGCUAUGGGGCCAUCUGCGGCUUCGGCCUUUCCCUCAUCAAGUGGAUUCUCAUUGUCAGGUUCUCAGACUACUUCACUGGCUACUUCAACGGUCAGUACUGGCUGUGGUGGAUCUUCCUGCUGCUCGGUCUCCUGCUGUUCUUCAGAGGUUUUGUGAACUAUCUAAAAGUUCGCAAUAUGUCAGAGAACAUGGCCACAUCUCAUAGAACACGCCUCUUCUUCCUCUACUAAAGGUUCUCCGUGCCGUCACCGCUCCAUUCCAAUGUGAACGUCCUUCCCUCCCCCUUGAAUGACCUGACUAAAGAGCCUUGCAGUGAAGAGAGGAGAUGGGGAAGGAAUGGAGGAAAAGAUGUAGGGAGAAAGAGUUACCAGUUUCAUUAAAAGUAAAACACGGAUCAGCUCUGAAGCUUCAGAGCUGAGCUGAAAAAUCCGACUUUGAUGAUCACGUCUCAUCCCUGGCCCUUUUUGGGCCCCCCCCACCCCCACCCCACCCCCACUUCAUUUUCCUUUGAUUCAAAGCUUUUCACACUGUCUUCUCUUGGAUCAUGUGACGGAAACACCAGACCAGCUCAUGUGUCACACAAACCUGGCCUGAGGCGAAUUUAAGAGUUAACAUUUAUUCACAAAGCACAACAAAACAGUGUAGGAUGUACAUAAAAAUAGCUUUGGCAGUUCUAAGCUAGCUUAUGUGAUGCCAUGCAGUGACAGCAGUGUUAACAGCUUAAAGCUGAAUCACAAAACCUUCAUGACUAUAAAGUAACAUUUGGAAUUUUAAAAUAGAAACCGUGUAGGAGGUGAAAACCCAUUAUGAGACUUUGAUAUUCAGAGUUCCCCUCCAACAGCCUUGUUUGUCUCACUUGAAACAAACAGGAAUUAAGGAUUCAAACUGACAGACUUUCUAGUUACUCGUGGAAUUUUAAAACACACCACUGUUUACUUUAUAUGGUUUUAUUAUAAAAUGAAUAGAAUUAAUGGCACAUUAAUGUUAAAAAUAAUGUAGUUAAAAGUAGCAUGAAAUACAUUAAUUAUUUAACAAAAACAUUAAAAUAAUACUAGCGGUGUGUUUAAAAAUUCCCUGAUGAUUGUUUCAUGAACUUCUCUUGAGCUUGAACUAAGCACUAGUUUUGCCGUAUUAUUUAAGCUUAGGGUGUUAUAAUGAAGUCUUAAUUUAACGCUGAUGUAGCAGUUUGACAGCGCCAGUCCUUUUUCGUCAUCUCAGAUUUUCUUCAAAUCAAAUUUAUGCAACAGUUUCCAUUAUAAGGGCACUCAGAACCGAACACCGAAGCUCUGCUUAGCUAGAAUUGGCUCAAAAUAUAAUAAAUAAUAUAACUUUUUCCCCCCUUUUUUUCAGUCGGUUAAGUUGGGGCUCUGAGCCAAUGGAAGGUGUUUGAAAUUGCAAACUGGAAUCUUCUAUUAUAAUAAUUUAAGAUAAUACAGUUGCCAAAAAUUAGCAUCAGCAAUAACGGCACUCUGGACUGAUAUCAGUCACUGGCAAAUAUUUACUGAUGAUGUCACAUUGGAUGUGUGAUGAAGAGCUUGAAACCUUUAAUGACAAACCAGAAGCUUUUCUUAAAACGAUAUCAGAUAACAUGUGCUGGCAGAAACUUAGCAUUGGCUAAUGUUGGCUCUAUUGACUGAUAUCAGGAAUGACAGCCACAGAUAUUUAUGCAUUAUCCACCAAUUAAUUACAGUAUGAAAACCUAAAUAAUUCAACUAUAAAACAGUGAAGGGGGAAAGGAAUGAGAACAAAAGCAAAUUUAAAAUGCAAAAAAAGUGGUUGUUUUUAAAAAAUAAAUAAA